Messenger RNA from Adineta steineri, 2343 nucleotides. The record is from the annotation of a GenBank genome assembly. Lineage: Eukaryota; Metazoa; Rotifera; Eurotatoria; Adinetida; Adinetidae.
AUGAGUUCAAUAAUACAUGGUCGCCCAUCAGUACCUUCACCUACAAAUAAAAAAUCUCCUCCAACUGCUUCAAGUUCAACAUCAACAACAAAUAUGAAUACGAAACGAGCUACAUCAAGCGGAAAUAUUCCUAAUACAACUGUUUCAACACUAAAAAAAGAAUCAUCAAGUGGAUUUAAUUAUCAAAAUUUAACUGAAACAUCACCAAUAAAUGUACCAAAAACAAAAAUAAAACCUGUUCGUUCACAUAGUUCAACAAAUGCUGAACUUAGUUAUCAUUUACAACAAUUAAAAGGUUUAGGUAAAAUCAAAACAACAAUUGGUGGUGAUGAUCGAAAUAAUGAUGAAGAACGUAUACGUUUAACAUCAUCAAAUCUUAAAGUUGAAUGUGAUGAAAAUGGAACUGGAACAUCAAUACAUACAACAAUGGAAGCUACUAUUGAAUUACCUGUCUCAUGGAAACCAGCAGUACAACAAGUUACUAUACAACGAGAAUCAUGGGAUCAUAAAAUUGAAUUUCUUCUUGCUGUUAUUGGCUAUGCUGUUGAUUUGGGUAAUGUUUGGCGAUUUCCAACAGCCGUUUAUAUGAAUGGUGGUGGAGCAUUUUUCAUACCAUAUUUUAUUCUUUUAAUAUUUGGUGGAUUGCCAUUAUUCUAUAUGGAACUUGCUCUUGGUCAAUAUCAUCGAUCAGGUGUAUUUACUAUUUGUCCAUUAGUAAAAGGAGUUGGUUGGGCAACAGUAUUAAUUAAUUUUAUGAUGGCCAUGUUUUAUAAUACGAUAAUAUCAUGGGCUGUUUAUUAUCUAGUUAUGUCAUUUAAUGGUUUUCGAUCUGAAUUACCAUGGAAAGGUUGUCAUCAUGCAUGGAAUACAGAAUGUUGUGUUGCAGCUGAUGUAAAAGAAUAUCAAUAUACGAAACAAUUAGCUAAUUCAACAAAAAAAAUCUUAAAUGCAACUGCAACUCGUGCAACAUCAAUAUUUACAACAGCAACAACAACAGUAAAACCAAGAAAUUGUACACGAUUGGUUUAUUCAACUGAAGAAUAUUUUUAUCGACGUGUUCAAGAAGUAGAUAAAGCUGAUUCAUUUAAUAAUUUAGGAAAAAUAAAAUGGGAACUUGCUCUAUGUCUAUUUGUUGUCUUUAUUUUUGUGUAUUUUGCACUUUGGAAAGGAAUUAAAAGUUCUGGAAAAGCAGUAUGGAUUACUGCUAUUGCACCCUAUGUUAUUCUAUUGAUUUUAUUAUUCCGUGGUGUUACAUUAUCAGGUUCAUUAGUUGGAAUUCAAUAUUAUCUGCAACCUCGACUGGAAUUAUUAAAAAGUUUUUCAAUUUGGAAUGCAGCAGCUACUCAAAUAUUUUUCUCACUUGGACCAGGUUUUGGUGUUCUUUUAGCAUUGUCAUCAUACAAUAAAUUUCAUAAUAAUUGCUAUCGAGAUGCAUUAAUUACAAGUUCAAUUAAUUGUGCAACAUCAGUUCUAGCUGGACUUGUUGUUUUUUCAACACUUGGUCAUAUGGCUGAUGUAUCAAGAAAAACUAUUGAUCAAGUUAUUGAAGAAAAAGGUUCGGAACUUGUUUUUAUUGUAUAUCCACAUACAAUUGCAUUGAUGAAUUGGUCAACAUUAUGGGCUAUACUUUUCUUUUUCAUGCUAAUUACAUUAGGCAUUGAUAGUACAUUUGGUGGUCUUGAAUCAAUUAUUACUGGUUUAUGCGAUGAAUUUCCGAAUCUACUUGGACGUCAUCGAUCUGUAUUUGUCUUUUUUGUACUUGUCAUAUGUUACUUAGGCGCAUUACCAACAUGUACUUAUGGUGGCGAUUAUAUUGUCAAUUUAAUGAAUGAAAUAGCUGUUGCACCUGCACUUCUACUUGUCGUAUUCGUUGAAUGCAUUGCUGUAUCAUGGUUUUAUGGUAAUAUUUUUCGAACGGAAUAUAAAAAAUCUUUAUUAAAAAUUCCAUUAGGUGUCAAUCGAUUUUCCAAUGAUAUUAAAGCAAUGAUUGGUACACGACCAUCAUUAUUCUGGCGAGCAAUUUGGUAUGUUGUCAGUCCAAUAUUUCUACUCAUGAUAUUCUGUAUUUCAAUGAAUACUUUUCUUUCUGGUAAUAUUGAAAUCAAGAAAAUAAAUUUAAAUGAUUUACCAACUAAUGUUAAAAUAUGGUCGUAUCUUAUGGUAUUUGUUCCGAUGUUAUGUAUUCCAGGUUAUGCUAUUUAUAAACUUAUAAUUACGCCUGGAAAAGAUUUUGAUGAGCGUCUUCAACGAGCAUGUAAACCUGAAGAAACAAUAAUUGAACAAAUUACUUCUUCAUCUCCUACUGAACAACAACAACAACAAGAUAAAAUUGAAGAUCUCUAA